Molecule: messenger RNA, 1843 nt
Organism: Fusarium verticillioides 7600
Lineage: Eukaryota; Fungi; Ascomycota; Sordariomycetes; Hypocreales; Nectriaceae
Exons: 1
Coding region: 100-1812 (570 amino acids)
Biological process (GO): regulation of DNA-templated transcription
Molecular function (GO): DNA-binding transcription factor activity, RNA polymerase II-specific; zinc ion binding
Source: RefSeq, a predicted model, not a curated record
AUUAAGCAUAAGAACCAUGUUUUCUCUGUCAUCAUCAUCAUCUACUGCAAACAUCGCAAAACUCUACUCUGUUCAGUUCGCUCAAUACUCCGCCUCGUCAUGGUCAAUCGAGGGGCCUCGCAAGGCUGCGUCACAUGCCGACAGCGCCGUGUUAAGUGCGAUGAGAGAAAGCCUUGGUGCAAGGCGUGUCUUCGCCUUGGCAUUGAGUGCACGGGCUAUGAGAAGCGCGGGCUGAGAUUCAAGGACGAGACUGUUCGGUAUCGAGCGGCUUCAGCCGCUGUUACGCGCGUCAGCAAACGUGCGAAGCAAUCAUCACUUGAGAGGACGAUUGUUCGGUUACCAUCAGAUCACCCGCAAGAUCUUGCUGUACCAUUCUUUCUGACAUAUGUUACCGAUGUGGGUCGAAGUCUGGAAUCGACAAGAGGUUUCUUGGAGUUUGUCCGUCCUGCUCUGGCGUCCGAGCGACAUGAUUCAGCUCUGAGCACUGCAGUGACAGCUACGUCAAUCAAAAUCUGGUCCAUGAUCGGUAAACUGGCCCCUUCGAGCCCCCUUCCUUACCAGCUCCUGGUGAAAGCUUUGAGUCGGCUUCACCAAGCGACCGAGGAACCUGUGGAGAGAGGUGGCGACGAGACCGUGUUGGCGGCUCUAGUCCUCCAAAUGCAUGAUACCCUUUCAGCUGUAUCAGGCCAAUCCAGAGCUCAUGGCGCGCAUCGAGAGGGGGCUUUGACCUUGUUAUUGCAGCGAGAAGACUGUUUCAAGAACUCCAAGUACUAUGCUCAUCUUGUUGGCAACCUUCUCCACUCUAGGGUAUCCGUUUCGGUGAGGAACAGAACACGACUACCGACGAAGGAUCUUGAGUGGAUCGAGACUGAGGUUGCUCCAAUCCUGCCGAGUAAUCCUAGUUCAUCUCUUGAUAUGAUCGGAAUAUCUGUCGCAGAUCUUCAAUAUGCGUUCCACGAUACCUCACAAACAACAUUAUUCUCUUCUCCUGUUGCUAAGCUACGGCAACAGAUCUGCAAUCUAGACACUCACUUACGGACCUGGUUGAAACGAAUACCAACGAGUUGGUAUCCACGACGGAUGAAAAGCGGUAUCGAUUUCGAUUCGUCAGUUCCUUCAUACCAUGGCGCCUGCGAUAUAUAUCCGAGCAUACAAGUUGCGAAUAUCUGGAAUGCUUGGCGUAUCUACUGUCUCAUUCUCGAAAACAUCAAGGACCAACUUUUUCAGUCCUCAACACCAUCUGCAGCUCAGAAUCCCAAUGGCGAGAACAGCAUUCCAGACCAUACAAUGUUCUGGACUUCAAACCAGCACAGAGUCCAAGAGCUUGUUGAUUCUAUGUGUCUCAGCAUCCCAUUCUACCUAGGCAACUGUAACUACCCUACUGAUAUACUCUCAACGGGGAGCCCCAACAUCAUAUACCCCAGCUAUCAUGAUUUACCUGUCGAUGAUGAAGGAUAUAUGCGGUUCAAAGCAAGCGAUCAGUACGUGUCCAAACUUGAUCACUCGCGACACGUUAGACUUCAUGGCCAAGUUCAUGCAAUAAGCAUCUUAUCCUACGUCAUCGACAUAUCCAUGAGUAGUAAUUGGAACCAGCCAAGUCUUCUGAGAGAGAAGCAGAAGAGAUGGAUAGCAAGUCAGUUCAUCCGAUCCAUCUACUCGAUGAGGCCUAUUUUUGGGGGUUUAUCGGAGAGGAGAGCCCAUCAGGGGGCUGUUGACCUUGAUCAUAGUUUGCAAGCAGUGGAUACAAUAUUAAUAGCCAAAAGCUUGGCAACCAAGGUGCAAAAAGAGCUGUGGACGAUCAGCAUUUUGUAAUAGACAAAUAUCAUCCCAAAGUACGGAUAAU